Messenger RNA from Etheostoma cragini (Arkansas darter), 877 nucleotides. It is a transcript of the gene thap4, whose product is annotated as THAP domain containing 4. The record is from RefSeq and is a predicted model, not a curated record. Bases 139 to 648 code for a protein of 169 amino acids. NCBI's taxonomy places the organism in Eukaryota, Metazoa, Chordata, Actinopteri, Perciformes, Percidae. The transcript has 5 exons.
CAAGAUUCCCUACUGUGGUUGCAGUAUAAGUCACAAUAGCUCAACGCUGUCACAGUGUAGCCUAGCUACUAUUAAUUUAAUGUCAUUUACUUCUUCCUGAUUUUUCGCAUUUUUCCCCGCCUGACUGCAGUUUUUUUAAUGGCGUGUCCUGGCAAUCACACAGUGGAGCUGAACCCAGCCCUCCUCCCUCUAGACUGGCUUCUGGGUAGCUGGGAGUCAGAUGAACCUGGAGAGGGAUGUUUUACCUCUAUAAAACCUUUCCGCUACAUAGAGACACUGAACUUCAGCCACGUGGGACAACCAGUCAUCAACUUCACGUUCAAUGCCUUCCAUGCAGAGACCAAGAAGCCCCUGCACAGGGAGUGUGGCUUCAUUCGAAUGCAGCCGGGGGCCAACAGAGUCGCGUUCAUCAUCGCGCAGAACUCCGGUCUGGUGGAGAUUGAGGAGGGAGAGCUGACAGCACAGCAGCUGACCCUCCAGAGCCAGGCUCUGGCCAGAGUCUCUUUCGCCAGGGAGCCGCAUGUACAGAAGAUUUCUAGAGUGAUUCAGCUCCGACCAGAUGGGAGGUUGGAGCAGACAGUUUCCAUGGCAACAGACAACCAGCCACUGAUGCAGCAUUUGCACAUCACCUACCGUCGUUCAUCUUGACCCAACGGGCUGUGAGGCUUCUUUUACAUAGAUGUACUUUGGUCAGGAAAGAUAAAUGUUGUCUUUAAAAAGGGGCUUAACCAAUAAUCAUGGUUUAGUUAGAUAAUCACAUAAACAGUUUGAGUUACGGUGUACUAUUAAAACAUUACAUACAGUAAUAACUAGGCGUUGUUUAUGCACUACAGGGAGACAGAAAUAGAGUUUAUGUUACUGUUCAAUAAAAAAAUAA